Molecule: messenger RNA, 3860 nt
Organism: Pimephales promelas (fathead minnow)
Lineage: Eukaryota; Metazoa; Chordata; Actinopteri; Cypriniformes; Leuciscidae
Product: arrestin domain-containing protein 3
Biological process (GO): protein transport
Cellular component (GO): plasma membrane; cytoplasm
Source: RefSeq, a predicted model, not a curated record
UCAGAAGCAGAUACUGGUACCAGAACAGGAGACGCGAUGUCCGUCACUGUUAAAAACAUUUCUGUUAUCUACAGUCCUAUCAAUCAGAACAAUACCUUCUCUAGCGGGGAUUUUAUAUCGGGACAUGUCAUUUUGGAUUUAGCGAAGGACACGACAAUGCAGUCGCUGAGUGUAAAAAUUAAAGGGAAAGCAGAGGUUUGCUGGAGGGAGCGUCACAAAAGCACUGUUGUUUACUCGGAUAAGGAAAAAUAUUAUUCCGUGGAGAGAUUUUUCGUUCGGGAGAACAAAACACAUGGUAAUGACCAUGCGAUGAUGCUGAGAGAUCCAUCAGGACAGCCGUAUUCUUCGGUUGUUGGACCAGGCCGUCAUGUUUACCCAUUCACCCUUCAGUUACCUCGACAGCACUUCCCACCAACCUUCAAAGCUUCGGUUGGAAAAAUCGUCUACACCUUGGAGACAAAACUAUCCCGAUCAAUGCGUAUUUCUAACAAAGCCAAAGCAGAGUUUCUCUAUUUCCCUAGUCCUGAUGUGUUCAAUCCUGAACUAAGGGCACCUCAGUACAGAACCAAAGAUGAACAAAUGAAUCUCUUCUCCUUUGGGAGUGUCUCCAUGAACAUAAAGACUGAGAAAAUGGGAUACUACCUUGGAGAAGGCUUGAAAGUUUUGGCUGAAGUUCAGAACAAUUCAUCUCGUACAAUCAAGCCAAAAUACUGCCUGUAUGAAAAACACAGUUUCUUCGCUAGAGGAAAGAGAAAGCUUCACACACAUGACCUUUUUAAAGAGGAAGGGGAACCUAUUGAGCCAAACUCAAGAAAAACUGUUACCAAAGUGCUGCCCAUUCCUCCCAGCCUUACCGUCUCUAUCCUAAACUGUAGGAUACUCAAGGUUGAGUACAGACUCAGGGUCUGCCUGGAUGUGCCAUUUGCUUCGGAAAUCAAAUUCCCAGUCGUGAUUCUUCCUCUUCAGUCUUUAUCAGGUGUAAGUAGUGCUACAAACAGUAACUUUGGAAUCUGGAAUCAACCACCAGGUGGCAAUGCGUACCCCAACCCACCUCCUAUGCCUCCAUCUGCCCCACCAUUUAAUAUGGUUGAACCACCUGGUCAUUGUGCUGCUCUGGGUUACCCUGGACCUCCUCUGAGUCAAUAUUCUGCUCCUGGUUACCCAGGACCUCCUCUCAGUCAGUUUCCUGCUCCUGGUUACCCUGGACCUCCGAGUCAGUUCACACCCCCUAGUUAUGCUGGACUUCCUGGUCAAUUUGGUCCUUCAGUUUCACAUCAGUCUGACUCAUCAGCUCCACCUCCAUAUCAGGAAUGUCAUUUGUAUCCACAGUUGCCAGAUCACCGUGAAAAAUCUUGACAAAUUGAUGGCAACAUUUUAGAAUCACCUUGUAGGUUUGUUUUCUCUCUCUCUAUUUUUUUAACCUAGAUUGCUAAAAUGAUUACAGCUCUUCUCUCCUCAGUCUGACUCGUACGCAUUAUUUAGUUCCUGUUUCGAUGAGGCCCCUCCCUCCAAAAUACAGAAUGUGAUUGGUUUGUUGGCCCUGUGUGUUGUGAUUGGCACCGCUUAGCGGAAUGUCACGCCCAUCCAUAACAGCGACUUCUUCUCUAAUGUAAAUAAUUAAGGAUGGCGUCAAUUUUAAACCAAUUUAAUUCCUUAAUUCCUCAGACCGCGACAAUGUUACGAGAGGAUCGCGCAGAACAGAUUUCAAGCACAGACUUUGCAAGCACAUACAGGAUGUUUCAGAGUGCUAUGUUUUUUUUAUAGAGUUUUUUAUAGAUAUGAUGUUAUCCCAUUUAAUCAUAUAAUACUAUGGUAAUACAAACAGUAAUUGAUCACAAAACCACAGACAAUUUUCCUAAGGAGUGGUGAACAGCCUAAAAAAAGCAAGAGCUUACAAAAGCUACAGUUAACACUACAUCAAUGUUAGUUAACAGGCUAGCAGAGGCAAAACAUUGCCCUCUGUUUACAUCAUAGCAACAUAAAACUUAUUAAUUUAAUAGAAAACACAACUACAAAACUACAAAGACAUACUAGUUGUCAUCCAUAAUUAACAAAAUUCCGACAAAGUGGGAACAGCUACGUCUUUCAGGAGAAGCUUUUGUCCGUAGUCCUCUUAGGUUCUGGAAGCUGUUCUCUGUAAAAGUUACAGCGCGCAGACAAACUUUGGGGUUAUAAUGUUCAGGAAUAUUUUUUUUAAAAAUGAACCACAACACUCUUCAUCUUCUCUAAACUAGCGCAACUCAGCCAGGCAUCGCCCCCUUUUUUUGCGAUUUCCGUGGACGUAGAUUACUUAAAUAAUGUGACAAAAGAACCGGGAAAAAACACGCUGUAGUCCAAACGAGCUGUUCAUUGUAGUUCAUGAAAAGAGGAUUCUGUUAAAAUAUCUCCCUUUGUAUGGGACUCUGAGCUUUGUAACCUUGUAGAUCUUGUUUAUGCUCGAACAGCAUCAUUACACACUAAACUUGAAAAAGUGAAAAAGCAUAAUAGGACCCUUUAAAGGCAUGAUUUUUGGAUUAAAAACCACUAAAAAAUUUUUAUAUAUUUUGUUGACUGUGUAUUGCAUCAUCCCAAAUGUUUCCAAUAAUGUUAAAUUUCCAGAGAAAUAAGCAAUGCAUCACCUAUUAAUGACAUCAUAUAAGUGUUACUCUCAAUUUCCGGAUUUAUUCUGUAGAAACCAUGGAAACGCCAAAGACGCUUUUAACUAUUAUGUGUUUUAUUAGACUGGUGAGCAAUUGUUUGAAAACAUUCAUUGACAGAAAACGAAUCAUUCUUAUAUAGCUCAACGCAGUUAGUCUUUAAAUCUCAUUUUCUUGAUUUUCCGAAAAUACCAUGUUUUACCAUACCUAAUAUCAAUCUAGCUUACUGCAGUGUGUAACAAGUGUUGUUACACAACAAGUCUAACUCGUAGUUGCCGCAUAGUAGCGAACACAUUAUGACAUAACUUUCAACACACUCAAAUGUAAACUGUUACCCCACAUAUAUGACUGGAAUAAGCGGAAGAGGUCAUCUGCGGCAUAAUAAAAGCUCAACUUUUCUCAAGCCAAAAUCACAUUCAUCAUCAAGCUACGUGUUUGUUUUAAAUAAGCGACCUCUAGCUGUGAAAAAUUACAUGGUAUUCCUUUACAGUUAAAACAAAUCCUAUACUGUUUUCUUUGUUUGUUUUAUUUAUAAACCUUUGGUAUAGUGUACAUUCUCUUGAAAAUGAUAAAUCCUUCUUUAUUAUGAUGAAGUAUACUAUUCUCCAGAAAUGCUCUAUGCCUUAUACAGUUGAAGGAAAAAGGAUGUAAAUCCUUGGAUUUUCUGCAUAAAUUGUUACAAAAUAAUCAGAUUUUCAACUGUCAGUUGUUUGCUUAACACGACCAUAUAUUUCCAUGUUUUACUGAACACUGACUAUACUGCAGUUAGAUUUGAACAAGUAUUGUAUAUAUUUUCAUUUAUGAAUGAAUAUAAAACAUAAAACUGAAAUUACUCAUUAAUUACUCAUAUUAUCAUUGAUAAUCAUCUGUGCAAAAUAUUUGCUCUGCCUGUAUAUUCCCUAUGCCUGUCCGCAUGUCUCAAAUUAAGCUCUGGGGUGAUAGAGGACCACCCACAGGAAGUGCAUCUAUGUAGUAGUUUAGGCGAUUCACUGCUGAUUCAAUCUAUGAACAUAUUUCAAGGUAUGACAAAAUUCAGCCAAUCAGCGUUCUCUUAUCUAAUCCAAAAAGAGAGAUUAUUUUACCCGCCCUAACAAGCUACAAGUUUUCAUAAAGAUUACAUUCAAGGUAAAGACGAUUACAGUGACAUGCAAGAGUCUAACACAGUCUCAUCCCAGGACGUCAUAUACAACUGACGUCUUGGGACGUCUUUUGACCAUACGUCAA